AGCCUUGACUGCGACAUCACUUCGGCAAGUCGAUCUAUCUAAGACAUCAUUGGUCAUCUCGAGAGGUUCAUCGUCGCCUGUGAAAGCUUUAGGUAUACCAUCAGUGGAAGUUCUCAAAGUCUCAGAGAUAAGAGUCUCUAUCAGUAAUCGCCGCGUCUAAAAGUUCUGAAAGUCUCAGAGAUAAGAGUUGAUUCUCACGCGGUGGCGAGUUGAUGAUGGGUGUCGGUUCGUGUGCUUUGGUAUCGACUCAUCUCCUCACAAUCGUUACAAGCUCCAUUGAUUCAACGCCAUUAAUGAGUUCUUAAGUCUUCGGUGAUCAAUCGCUCAUUCAAUGAUUCCAACCCCUCUUUCACGCAGUAUUUCUCCACCUAUAAAAAGGUAAGAUCCUCAACCCUUGAGAAUCACCUCACAAUUCCAACAACAAUAGAAAUUUCUUUCUCAUUAUAAUUAUGGCUUACUCCCCUGAUCUAUUUUCUGAUUUGGAGGUCUGGCUGCACGCAAGAAACGUUAGACGUGGUGGCGAGUUGAUGAUGGGUGUCGACAUUCUCUUUGUCGAUUCUCAGGCGACUUCCAUUCCAGCCACCAUUGAAAAGGAGGUAGCACUCAAGAUUCAAGAGGCAGAUGGUUCAUGGUAUGGAAGUUGGGUAAUUUGCUACACAUAUGCAACGUGGUUUUCUCUUGGAGGCUUGGCACGAACUGGUAAAACAUAUGAAAACUAUUUGGCUAUGCAUGAAGGUGUUGACUUCCUUCAAGAAACUAAACAACAAUGGAGGUUGGGGAGAAAGAGAUAUAUAGAAUUAGAAGGAGGAAGAUCAAACCUGGUGCGAACCUCUUGGACAUUGAUAGGUCUGAUUCAAACAUAUCAGGCCGAGAGAGAUAUACUGCCUCUUCACCGUGUUGGGAAACUGAUCAUCAAUUCGCAUUUAGAAAACAGAGACCACCCUCAACAGGAAAUGACAGGAGUGUUCAUGAAGAAUUGUAUUCUAAACUAUGUCACCUACAAGUAAAGAAUUGUAUUUGCAGAAACUAAGAAUUGUUACGUAUGAUUAUCCAUAUAAUCCCACGUAGUGGGACACUUGUCCACUCCAAGUUAAUUUUGUGCAUCAUCAUC
Molecule: messenger RNA, 1111 nt
Organism: Brassica oleracea var. oleracea
Lineage: Eukaryota; Viridiplantae; Streptophyta; Magnoliopsida; Brassicales; Brassicaceae
Product: camelliol C synthase-like
Exons: 6
Coding region: 450-1007 (185 amino acids)
Biological process (GO): triterpenoid biosynthetic process
Cellular component (GO): lipid droplet
Molecular function (GO): beta-amyrin synthase activity
Source: RefSeq, a predicted model, not a curated record